CCAACGGCCUUGAUUAACGAUGUUCGUUGCCCAUGCAAAGUGGAAAAGUCGUCCGAGCGAGCUUCAACUCGUCACACCAAUCCCGGCUGUCACAUAUCUAGCUAGCUAGCUAGCUAUAUAUAUUGAGAGUUGAGACCAAGCCAUGACAAAAUCACACAAGCUCGCAUUUUCUUCACAAUUGAAGUGCAUUGCAGAUGGCCUUGGCGCUUGCACCGGAGAGCAGGUCACAUGACCGAGAGGUGGCCGGAGGCCUAGCAGAAGGCAAUCAGUCGGGCGGCCAGCGGCGGGAGCGCAUGUUCGAGAAGGUGGUGACGCCGAGCGACGUGGGGAAGCUCAACCGGCUGGUGGUGCCCAAGCACUUCGCCGAGAAGUACCUCCCGCUGCCGCAAGCGGCGAGGGGCGGCGGCAACCCGGCCGGUCCGGUGGGCACCGUGCUCAGCUUCCACGACACGCGGGGGCACGCCACGUGGCGGUUCCGCUACUCCUACUGGAGCAGCAGUCAGAGCUACGUGAUGACCAAGGGGUGGAGCCGCUACGUCCGCGACAAGCGCCUCGCCGCCGGCGACACCGUCUCCUUCUGCCGCGACGGCCCUCGCCUCUUCAUCGAUUGCCGCCGCCGCCGGACGCCGCCGGACGUGCGGGUCCUUGUACCACGACAGGCCUGCUUGGUCCCCCAGGUGCAGCACUUGGCGCCGCGCGUAGGCGGGGUGGCCGUCGUUGAGGAGGCGCGCGGCCGGUGCCUCCGGCUGUUCGGCGUCAACCUGGAGCUCCGCGCAGAGCCGGUGCUGCUUGAUUUGCAGCUUUAAUUUUAGUUGCAUCAAUCCAUUCGUAUACAUGCACUGGGAAUUAAGGAUAGAUCCAAUUCUAACUGCUAAUGAGUGCCUUGGCAUUCAUGAUUUCAUCAUCUAUAGUACUGAAUUUUGGUAGCAGGGCCUCGAUCGCAUGAUUUCGAUUGUAACCAGAAUUGCUCGAGCGGUGUUAACAAAAUAAAACACCAUGCAACAAAUUCUUGCACGAAACUCGAAACAUA
Phragmites australis (common reed) is the source of this 1030-nucleotide messenger RNA. RefSeq names its product B3 domain-containing protein Os06g0107800-like. Gene Ontology annotation, molecular function: DNA-binding transcription factor activity; DNA binding. The transcript has a single exon. Bases 195 to 806 code for a protein of 203 amino acids. The record is from RefSeq and is a predicted model, not a curated record. NCBI's taxonomy places the organism in Eukaryota, Viridiplantae, Streptophyta, Magnoliopsida, Poales, Poaceae.